CUUUGGUGAAUAGCAGAGCAGGAAGCUGUGUCUACGUGCCUGUUACCUCGUCGUUGCAGCCUAUAUCAAUCCGGAGUAGGCGGAAGGGAUGCUCCACUGUCUCACAAACCCGAGAGCUACUCCACAACUGAAGGUAUCAAAGGACCGGUACAAAAUGAAGGGAUUUUUCCAAAUGUUAAAAAAGAAAAAAGAGCUGAUUCCGCUGAUCGGGUUCAUGGCUUUAACCGCAACAGGAGCCACCACAGCAUCCUUCUACUUUCUUUUCACCAAAACGGACGUCAUUUUGAAUAAGACCUCCAAUCCAGAACCAUGGGAAAGAGUGGAUCCAUCCAAGCCCCAAAAGCUUAUCACCAUCAAUCAGGAGUGGAAGCCAGUGAAGGAACUGGAGCUGGUGAAGAGUCUCAUCAAGUGAAUGGCGCUCUAACCUCUCGUGACCUCGCUCCCCUCAGCACCCACCCAUCAGUCGAACAGAAUCCUUUCCGCACGAGCCGGUUUGUUUUGAUGUCAUGUCAGUGUGCGGAAACGCUUCUGUUCCUGUCUGCUCUUUAGCUGCGCGACCGCAAAAAUCAUCUCCAAACGUUAGUAUGCUGACAGGAAGUAGCUUGCACUGCUCCUGUAAAUGUACAAAUUAAAAUGGGAUGCCGGUGAAUAAUCUACUGUACUAUAUAAGAUUGCUAAUAAAUUAUGUUUAUCGCAA
Molecule: messenger RNA, 697 nt
Organism: Syngnathus typhle (broad-nosed pipefish)
Lineage: Eukaryota; Metazoa; Chordata; Actinopteri; Syngnathiformes; Syngnathidae
Gene: coxfa4l3
Product: linkage group 4 C15orf48 homolog
Exons: 5
Coding region: 89-412 (107 amino acids)
Source: RefSeq, a predicted model, not a curated record